AUGAAGAGAAAAGAAGAAAAGGAGGAACUAGAGAGAAAAAAGAGACAAAGAGAGAGGGAAGAAGAGCCACAGACCACAGCAAGGACCAAAGCACAGCAGGAGAACCAGGAGGCACAGAAAAACAACAGUACCACACAGCAGAAGCAGGAGGCACAGAAAAACAACAGUACCACACAGCAGAAGCAGGAGGCACAGAAAAACAACAGUACCACACAACAGAAGCAGGAGGCACAGAAAAACAACAGUACCACACAGCAGAAGCAGGAGGCACAGAAAAAUAGCAGCAUUGCACAACAGAAGCAGGAAACACAGAAAAAUAACAGUACCACACAGCAAAAGCAGGAGGCACAGAGAAACAGCAGUACCACACAGCAAAAGCAGGAGGCACAGAGAAACAGCAGUACCGCACAGCAAAAGCAGGAACUGAAGAGCACAGCCAGCAGGAAGACACAGGAGGCACAGAAAAACAGCAGUACCGCACAGCAAAAGCAGGAACUGAAGAGCACAGCCAGCAGGAAGACACAGGAGGCACAGAAAAACAGCAGUACCGCACAGCAAAAGCAGGAACUGAAGAGCACAGCUAGCAGAAAGACACAGGAGGCACAGAAAAACAGCAGUACCGCACAGCAAAAGCAGGAACUGAAGAGCACAGCCAGCAGGAAGACACAGGAGCCACAGAAAAACAGCAGUACCGCACAGCAAAAGCAGGAACUGAAGAGCACAGCCAGCAGGAAGACACAGGAGCCACAGAAAAACAGCGGUAACACACAGCGGAAGCAGGAGGUGGAGAGCACAGCCAGCAGCAAGGAACAGGAGGCAGACCAGCAGGAGGAGAGGCCGAGCAGAGGCAGGAGUCUGACCAAGCAGGCGUCCCGGGGCAGCAGCAGCAGGAGUGAGUCCCAGCAGGAGGAGGAGCAGCUGGAGCAGUUGGAGCCUGUCAUGUCAAGGAGGAUGCGGAGGAUGUUGAAGAGGAAGAGGAGCAAGAGGCAGACCAAGGAGACAGCAGGUCAGGACAGCAGUAGGACAGCAGUGCCAGUGUCUGCUGAGAGUGCCACGCCAUCAGAGGCAGAGACCCACGGCAGGAGGAGCAGGAAGAAGGGCGGAAAGAGAAAAGGUGCCACGCCAGCAUUGCAAACCCAUCACGGCACUCAGAAAGCAGAGAAGAGCCAGCCAGCAGGAGAGAAGAGCAGGGCGCCUACUGAGAACCAACAGGAGGCCAAAGGAACAGCAGGGAAGAGCAGGGCGCCUACUGACAAACAGCAGGAGGGUGAAAGUAAAAAAGCAGCAAGAAAGAGCAGUGCGCUUGCCGACGGCCAGCAGGAUGGUAAGGGAGGACACAAGGCCACAGCACCAGCAGGCGAGGAGCACAAGGCCAGACCCGCACCCCCAGCAGGCCAGCAGGGUGCCAGGAGUGCCAGUGAGGGAAAGAGCAGCGGGUUGACUGCCAGUAAGGAGCCCGUGGUGAAAGAGACAGUGACCGUGGGAAUGACAGUGCCAGCUGAGGACACUGACAAGACAGUGCCAGCUGAGGACAGUGACAGCACGGUGAGCAGGAAGCAGACGGAGCCAGCUGAAAUCUGCGAAGGAACUGAAGUCACUGAUGGCACGGUGAGCAGCAAAGAGGCAGUGCCACCUCAAGGUGCUGAAGAAACAGUGCCAGCUGAGGACACUGAAGAGACAGUGCCAGCUGAGGACACUGAAGAGACAGUGCCAGCUGUGGACACUGAAGAGACAGUGCCAGCUGUGGACACUGAAGAGACAGUGCCAGCUGUGGACACUGAAGAAACAGUGCCAGCUGUGGACACUGAAGAGACAGUGCCAGCUGUGGACACUGAAGAGACAGUGCCAGCUGUGGACACUGAAGAGACAGUGCCAGCUGUGGACACUGAAGAAACAGUGCCAGCUGAGGACACUGAAGAAACAGUGCCAGCUGAGGACAGUGAAGAGACUGUGCCAGCUGAGAACACUGAAGAGACAGUGCCAGCUGUGGACAGUGAAAAGACAGUGCCAGCUGUGGACACUGAAGAGACAGUGCCAGCUUUGGACAGUGAAGAGACAGUGCCAGCUGUGGACAGUGAAAAGACAGUGCCAGCUGUGGACACUGAAGAGACAGUGCCAGCUUUGGACAGUGAAGAGACAGUGCCAGCUGUGGACAGUGAAGAGACAGUGCCAGCUGUGGACACUGAAGAGACAGUGCCAGCUGUGGAGAGUGAAGAGACAGUGCCAGCUGUGGACACUGAAGAGACAGUGCCAGCUGAGGACACUGAAGAGACAGUGCCAGCUGUGGACAGUGAAGAGACAGUGCCAGCUGAGGACACUGAAGAGACAGUGCCAGCUGUGGACAGUGAAGAGACAGUGCCAGCUGUGGACAGUGAAGAGACAGUGCCAGCUGUGGACAGUGAAGAGGCAGUGCCAGCUGUGGACACUGAAGAGACAGUGCCAGCUGUGGACAGUGAAGAGACAGUGCCAGCUGUGGACAGUGAAGAGACAGUGCCAGCUGUGACAGUGAAGAGACAGUGCCAGCUGUGGACAGUGAAGAGACAGUGCCAGCUGAGGACACUGAAGAGACAGUGCCAGCUGUGGACACCGAAGAGACAGUGCCAGCUGUGGACAGUGAAGAGACAGUGCCAGCUGUGAACAGUGAAGAGACAGUGCCAGCUGUGGACACUGAAGAGACAGUGCCAGCUGUGAACAGUGAAGAGACAGUGCCAGCUGUGGACACUGAAGAGACAGUGCCAGCUGUGGACAGUGAAGAGACAGUGCCAGCUGUGGACACUGAAGAGACAGUGCCAGCUGUGGACACUGAAGAGACAGUGCCAGCUGUGGACACUGAAGAGACAGUGCCAGCUGAGGACACUGAAGAGACAGUGCCAGCUGUGGACACUGAAGAGACAGUGCCAGCUGUGGACAGUACAGAGACAGUGCUAGCUGAGGACACUGAAGAGACAGUGCCAGCUGUGGACAGUGAGGAGGAAGCGAGCAGUACAGAACAAGUGCCAGUCGAGUCUAAGGCAGUGCCAGAGCCAGCCAGUGCAAUACCGCCAGUGAAGGUGGAGGUGACAAUGACACCAGACGGGGCAGUGAAUGUGCUAGUCACACGGGAUGCAGUGUCACCUCCGAGGACACUGACAACUGUCACCAGUAAGUCGCCACUUCAUGUUGUAAAGACAGUGCCACCUGAGACAGUGCCUGCUGAAGAAACACUACCAACUAAAGAGACAGUCCUUGCUGGGGAGACAGUGCCAGGUGAAGAGACAGUGCCAGGUGAAGAGACAGUGCCAGCUGGAGAGACAGUGCCAGCUGUAGAGACAGUGCCAGCUGGGAAGACAGUGCCAGGUGAAGAGACAGUGCCAGCUGGAGAGACAGUACCAGGUGAAGAGACAGUGCCAGCUGGAGAGACAAUGCCAGGUGAAGAGACAGUGCCAGGUGGAGAGACAGUGCCAGCUGGGAAGAGUGAAGAGACAGUGGCGGUGAAGACAACGCCGAA
This is a messenger RNA of Scylla paramamosain (green mud crab), 3487 nucleotides long. Its product is annotated as trichohyalin-like. The coding region runs from base 1 to 2637 and encodes 878 amino acids. NCBI's taxonomy places the organism in Eukaryota, Metazoa, Arthropoda, Malacostraca, Decapoda, Portunidae. The record is from RefSeq and is a predicted model, not a curated record. The transcript has a single exon.